AUGCGCGUCUGCGGGCCGAGGUGCCAGAGAAUCCUCUGGCCGGCGCACCGGACCCUGUGCGGGCGCGACCCGACGUUCUUCUACCUCCCGGGCCUCACGCCCGUCGAGGCCGACUGGCUCGAGCGCGUCAAGGACGAGCCGUUCUCGCUCAGCGGCAAGACGUUCGUCGAGUACGUGACGGCGCUCACGCCCGGCCUCACGUGGAAGGACCUGGUCGCGAUCGUCUCGUCCGACACGACCUCGUCAACGCUCGCCGACGCCAUGCGCAAUACGCUCCUCGUCCACGCCUUCUUCCACCUCGACCUCAUGCUGCGCAACUCGGUCGGCCCGAGCCCGCUGUGGCACUCUUUUGCCACGCUCGCCGUCCCGACGUUUGUGCACUGCAGCCGGCACCUCGGGUCGCAGCUCGGCGCCGACCUGUGGCGCGUCACGAACGACGUCCUGCGGCAGGUCCUCGUCUACGCCGCCUUACCCGGCGCGGUGGCCGACCCGGCGCUCGAGAUGGGCCUUGACGAGUGCGUCAGGCUCGAGAUCCUGGCGCAGGCGAGGGUCGUCGAGGCGGUCGCGAGGGCGCAGGUGGCGCAGGCGGCCAAGGACGUGCUCGUCGCCAACUCGGUGGCGCACCUCGAGGUGCUCAAGGACAAGCUUGCGGCGCUUCGACCGACGCACGAGCCGUUGUGCGGCCGCGAUCCGGACGUCUUCUACCUGGCGCCUCUCUCGCCGGCCGACCUCGAGCAGCUCGAGCGCACCAAGGGCGACACGUUCCCGGUGACCGGCGACAGCUUCGAGCACUAUAUCGAGAAGCUCUUCAAGGUCCGACCAUGGCCGACCUUCAUCAGCCUCGUCACCUCGACUGAGCCCACUUCUCCGAGCCACGCCACCGCCCGCAACAAUCUCCUCGCCUACAGCUACCUCCACCUCGGUGCGCCCAUCCUCGCGCAACCGGGCCUGCCUGCCCUCCCGCCGUGGCACCUCUUCGGCUGCCUCGCCGCCGACUGGAUCCAGCGCUGCACCCGUCCCCGUCCCGACACAGGCGUCCCCGACUGUCCCUCGCGCGACGCCAACCGCGUCCUGAACGGCCUCCUGCGGCAAGAGCUCGUCCGCGCGACGAUCGAGUCGGCCGCUCGAGGCCCCGAUCCCGCCAUCGACGAGUUCGAGGCGCGCCUGUGGGAGGUCGUCGCGUGUGGGAGGACGCUCAAGGAGCUCGAGCGGGCAGAGCUGGGCGACGAGGCGAGGACGAGGCUCGUCAAGGAGUUCAAGGAGGGCGUGCUCGACCCGAGGGCGAACGCGUUGCUCGAGCGCACGAUGCAGGACGCGCAGGUGCAACCCAUCUGAGCCUCGACGGCGUCGUACU
Rhodotorula graminis WP1 is the source of this 1354-nucleotide messenger RNA. RefSeq lists its product as uncharacterized. The record is from RefSeq and is a predicted model, not a curated record. Lineage: Eukaryota; Fungi; Basidiomycota; Microbotryomycetes; Sporidiobolales; Sporidiobolaceae. Bases 1 to 1335 code for a protein of 444 amino acids. The transcript is spliced from 5 exons.